AUGAACGAAUUAACAACCGCCAACAUCCUUUAUGGUCGUUUUAGGAUGCCCUCGACGCAACUCACCGUUCGUUUUGAUUUCACUUGCAUGUGCUUUAUCCACCAAUCGAUUUUGAUGGCUAACCAAGAAUCGGACGCCGAGCCUGUGUACACGGAUCGGAUUAUCCGGCACCGCAUACAGACGAUUGGAAUAGAGAUCGCUAGAGAUAAAAUUGAAAUCUCCAACACCGGCAAUGAUCAACUCAUCCAAGAAGUUGUGCGAAUUGCCGACAUGGAGCUGACCAGGCAUUUGCCUAUUAACGCCGAGGGACGAACGCGCCUGAUCCAGCCUGCAGUGAAUUAUUUACUUUCAGCCCUUACAUCGAGGCCUCUGAGUUCGAAGGAUGACUACGACAAAAUUUGGAUAUACUGUCAUGUUAGGCUCAAUUUUAACCAUUCCGUGGAAGAAGGGUGCGAGGAUUUGGAUUUGGCGUUUCUGCGGCCUGCCGAGGAUAUGGAUUUGGCGCUUCUGCAGUCUUCCCAGGAACCGGAGGCACACAUGGUUCCGGCUGCCGAGGGUUCGAUUGAGUCGUCAUUGAAUGAGGCUGGAGCGGCAGAUGAUUCGGAAGAGACUUGCACUAUGUGCUUAGAAGUGAUUCGCGGCAAAGCAUGCUCGCAUUUGUUCCACGGAAAUUGCAUAACGAAGUGGCUGAGGACGAGCCACUAUUGCCCUCUUUGUCGCUUCGAGUUACCGACGGAAAAUUGA
This is a messenger RNA of Andrographis paniculata, 744 nucleotides long. RefSeq lists its product as uncharacterized. Gene Ontology annotation, molecular function: zinc ion binding; ubiquitin protein ligase activity. The transcript has a single exon. Gene Ontology annotation, biological process: protein ubiquitination. The record is from RefSeq and is a predicted model, not a curated record. NCBI's taxonomy places the organism in Eukaryota, Viridiplantae, Streptophyta, Magnoliopsida, Lamiales, Acanthaceae. Gene Ontology annotation, cellular component: cytoplasm. The coding region runs from base 1 to 744 and encodes 247 amino acids.